AUGAUUGCCUUGGUCAUAAUAUGCGAUUGGACAGAUUAUGAUAAUCGGAUGAAGAAACUGGUGGCAAUUGUGGAUGAUCAGUUGCAGAGGAAGCGUCUUCCAUCGGUGCACCCUCACCAUUCGAUGCUUUAUCCAUUGACACAUGCCACAAGAAUAGCUAUUGCUGCAAAGCAUGCACAAUUGUGCAUUGAAAAAAUAAUAUGCGAUUGGACAGAUUAUGAUAAUCGGAUGAAGAAGCUGGUGGCAAUUGUGGAUGAUCAGUUGCAGAGGAAGCGCCUUCCAUCGGUGCACCCUCACCAUUCGAUGCUUUAUCCAUUGACACAUGCCACACGAAUAGCUAUUGCUGCAAAGCAUGCACAGCUGUGUAUUGAAAAAGUUCAAGUCUUUCAUAAAGCGCCUUAUGUCUAUCCGGAUCGAAACAGCGUCCGCAAGGGAAUGCGUCUACGUAUUGGCUAUGUGUCUUCGGAUUUUGGCAAUCACCCUACCAGUCAUUUGAUGCAGUCAAUACCUGGCAUGCACAACCGUGACAAUGUUGAGGGGUUGCAUGUGAUAGAUUCUGUUUUGCGGGAACCCAAUGUGAAAGUAUGA
Molecule: messenger RNA, 588 nt
Organism: Gongylonema pulchrum
Lineage: Eukaryota; Metazoa; Nematoda; Chromadorea; Rhabditida; Gongylonematidae
Source: the annotation of a GenBank genome assembly